AUGGGGCGGGGCAGCGUGGUGGGGGCCUUUGCGGCGUUUUCCACGAUUGUGGCGGUCCUCCACAGAAAGGAUAUCACAUCUUCUGUAAGGCAGAGCGAUUUAGGUUCACCCGAUAGUGACGACGACUCGAGUUAUGACAGAGAGCACGGAGACGUCUACCAAGGCAAGAACGAUUUCGAGAACGACUCGUCCAAUUCAUUGACUUGGGGACUUUCGGACAUGAGUCAAACGGCCAUCAUUAGCACGGUCGAGUCACAAUACCCGAACUGGGUUGGUUCAGCAGUCCGAGCUGGCUCGGACACGGCAUGUUAUCGAGAGACGCACAUUGCUAAAGUGUGUCCUAUUGGGUUCGAACGCAAGCUCGGAACGUGUUGGGCACAGUGUCCACUUGAAUAUCCCGUCGAGUGUGGGUUGCAGUGCAUUCGGCAAAAUGAUGAUUGCAAUCUAGAGAUGCUGUCCAAGGUGACUGUCGUUGCGCGGUCAGCGCUUUCGCUCGCCACCUUUGGAGUCUACGGCGAGUUUGAGAAAAUGGCAAAGGGGGUCCAGACGGCUGUCAAAUGUGGCAAGGAAGUGGCGAAUCUAGUACGGGCGCUUACGAAAUACGUGAGGAACGUUGAGACUACGAAAAUGCAGAAUACGACCGAUUACCUCCUGACCUUGUUGUAUCAGACCGACAAUGUGGUCUUUGAUGUGCCGAUCACGAUCAUGGAGUGUCGUGGAAUCAAAGUGUCAGCAGAGAUGAAGUUUAAUGAUCGAUUAGUCAAUACGGUUGGCGUGAUAUUAAAAGAAGUCGUGACUCGAAAGGAAGCCAUUCUUUCCAGUUGGAAGUCGUUUAUGGACUUUAUGCAGAAAAUCGAGCUAGAUGAUGUCUUCGACGACAUGGAAGAAGAUGAUAUCUCGUCGCUACAAUCAGCUCUGACGUCCAAUUUGACCUGUGCAGACGACAUGAAGCGCCUCGUCGACCGCGUGUGGUUGACUGUAGCUUAUUUGCGGAAAAAAGACCCGAAUAUCUCCGAAGAUGACGUCCGUGUGGUACUCAGCAAGUCAAACCUCAUGCACCACGUCGUUCCUAUCGUCACAAAUAAUUGUAUGGGGCAACUGAUCAACGGAUCGGAUGUGUCAUCGGCAUAUGUUAUGCGUGACAUGCUGCGCAAGACGUUCGGCGGUAUUGUGGACGACCUUGUCUCGUCAGGCACAAGUAAAAACGGCACUCUCCUCUCUGCCGAGCAUUUCAUGUACACCGCUGCCGACAAGGCCCUUAUGUUUGCAGCCAUUUGGGACCCCACAAACGUUUUCGGUGUCGUGUCGGAGUACUUUCAAACCAUUUGUGGUCCAACAGAAUUAAUUGGCGAAGUCGACGAUGGCUCCGCAUCGGAUGCAUUGGGUCUUUCCAUCGUCGACAAAGCUUUUCACAAUAGCACUGGAUCGUGGACCAAAAAAGGGAAUGGAGCUGUGACGAUCACGUUUCAGAGCAAGGACGCUGAAAAGGUGAAGGUGAACAUCAUGUCAGGUGGCAACGAGAUCGGUGAGGUUAAGGUUAACCCUGGUGCCAGCGUAACGUGGACGUCUAAUAGUACAGCACUGGGGGGCAAGACGCUGUACUUAGAUCGGUGGCGAUCUGGAUUACUGGGAAUUCGAGGCACUGGUGGUGGCUCGUUGUUACUUUGGGUUCCACGAUCAAAGCAAGGUGGCAACUUGGAACUCACGGCAGUUCUCAAUGCAACUUAG
This is a messenger RNA of Peronospora matthiolae, 1728 nucleotides long. The record is from the annotation of a GenBank genome assembly. Lineage: Eukaryota; Oomycota; Peronosporomycetes; Peronosporales; Peronosporaceae.